GAAUUUGAACGUUUAUUCCAGCCAAUCGGUUACUUUGGUGUGUUGACAGUAUUCAUUGUGCAAGGAAGCGAACUGGCUACACGCUACCGCAUCGCCUUCUAGCAUUUUCUACGUUUAUAUCUCAUCUCUUAUUUGGUGGUGAGCAAUAUUAUUUGGCCUUGUGGAAUAUAUUUCCAAGUCGCCCCUGUGCAACACGAACUUGAAACGAUGACGGGCUGCAAUGAAUACAAGCUAAACCAGGGACCUGAAGACAGCAUCUCUGCUGUGAAGUUCAGUCCCAGCACUGCCCAGUUCCUCUUGGUUUCCUCAUGGGACUGCACAGUCCGUCUGUUUGAUGUUGGAGGAAACACAAUGAGGAUGAAGUACCAGCACACAGCUCCUGUUCUUGACUGUGCUUUUUAUGACCCGACACAUUCUUGGAGUGGAGGUUUAGAUGCUCACCUAAAGACUCAUGAUUUGAACACAGACCAAGAUACAAUAGUUGGAACACAUGAUGCCCCCAUUCGCUGUGUGGAGUACUGCCCAGAGGUUAAUGUUAUGGUAACAGGCAGUUGGGAUAGAUCAGUCCGACUGUGGGACCCGCGGACACCCUGCAACGCUGGCACCUUCACUCAGCCUGACAAGGUGUACACCCUCUCUGUGGCCGGAGACAGGCUGAUUGUUGGCACAGCAGGCAGACGAGUCUUGGUGUGGGAUUUGCGAAAUAUGGGCUACGUGCAGCAAAGAAGAGAGUCCAGCCUCAAGUAUCAGACUCGCUGCAUUAGAGCCUUCCCCAACAAACAGGGCUAUGUGUUAAGUUCAAUCGAAGGCCGUGUAGCUGUGGAGUACCUGGAUCCGAGCCAGGAGGUGCAGAAGAAGAAAUAUGCAUUCAAGUGCCACAGGUUAAAGGAGGAGGGAAUUGAACAGGUCUACCCUGUCAAUGCCAUUUCCUUUCACAGCAUUCACAAUACCUUUGCCACAGGUGGGUCAGACGGUUUUGUGAAUAUCUGGGAUCCAUUCAACAAAAAGCGCCUGUGUCAGUUCCACCGCUAUCCUACCAGCAUUGCUUCCCUGGCUUUCAGCAACGACGGCACCAUGCUUGCCAUUGCCUCCUCCUACAUGCACGAGAAAGGAGACAUCAGCCACCCAGAGGAUGCCAUCUUUAUUCGUCAGGUUACAGAUGCUGAAACAAAGCCCAAGUCAACCUAAAACUGAAGUGUACUGGUUCUAUCUGUGCUUGACUCCUUCACCAUGUUGGGUUUCUGCUGGCAUCCAGUGUACUGAUGUUAUUACCUGUCAAUUCUUUCUAAUUUACCUACACAACUUUUUACUUGAUGUAUAUGUACUGUGAUGUAUGUUGGCUAUUAUUUACAUGGUAAAUAUUUCAUUGUUUCCUGUUGUCUUGUAUUCCCCUGAGCUAAACUGAUUUAAGUCUAAAUAAACCGUAGGCUCUGUUUUAAAGUUCAUAUUUGAACAUUAUGUUGUCACUGUCCUGGGUUCCAUGUUUUAAUACUGACUGAAGGCUAAAGUUGACACUUAAUUGCAAAUAAAACUUUGUUUUUCA
Molecule: messenger RNA, 1543 nt
Organism: Girardinichthys multiradiatus
Lineage: Eukaryota; Metazoa; Chordata; Actinopteri; Cyprinodontiformes; Goodeidae
Gene: bub3
Product: BUB3 mitotic checkpoint protein
Exons: 8
Coding region: 208-1188 (326 amino acids)
Biological process (GO): mitotic spindle assembly checkpoint signaling
Cellular component (GO): bub1-bub3 complex; mitotic checkpoint complex; kinetochore
Molecular function (GO): ubiquitin binding
Source: RefSeq, a predicted model, not a curated record